This is a messenger RNA of Chiloscyllium plagiosum (whitespotted bambooshark), 2620 nucleotides long. Lineage: Eukaryota; Metazoa; Chordata; Chondrichthyes; Orectolobiformes; Hemiscylliidae. The record is from RefSeq and is a predicted model, not a curated record.
UGGUCCCCCAUGUUGCUCCUCGGAGAUUCUGUGAUGAGUGAAUUUCGAGCAGUGUUCUGAGGGACUGCACCCUCACAAGUUUCUCAUGGUUCUGCAGGGCGUGACCAUUGUACACAUCACCAGCAGUUUGUAUAAACAGCAGAAUCUCUCCAUUGACAGCUAGGUGCUGGAUAUCCUGACAGCACGCAGUCCCAGCUCACAGACCAGUCCCAGUACAAUGAUCAGUCCCAGCACAAUGAUCAGUCCCAGCACAAUGAUCAGUCCAAGCACAGUGAUCAGUCCCAGCACAAUGAUCGGUCCCAGCACAGAGAUCGGUCCCAGCACAGAGAUCAGUCCCAGCACAGAGAUCUGAGAUCAAUCCCAGCACAGAGAUCGGUCCCAGCACAGAGAUCAGUCCCAGCACAGAGAUCUGAGAUCAAUCCCAGCACAAUGAUCAGUCCCAGCACAGAGAUCGGUCCCAGCACAGUGAUCAGUCCCAGCACAGAGAUCAGUCCCAGCACAGAGAUCGGUCCCAGCACAGAGAUCGGUCCCAGCACAGAGAUCAGUCCCAGCACAGAGAUCUGAGAUCAAUCCCAGCACAAUGAUCAGUCCCAGCACAGAGAUUGGUCCCAGCACAGAGAUCGGUCCCAGCACAGAGAUCAGCCCCAGCACAGAGAUCUGAGAUCAAUCCCAGCACAUUGAUCAGUCCCAGCACAGAGAUCUGAGAUCAAUCCCAGCACAAUGAUCAGUCCCAGCACAAUGAUCAGUCCCAGCACAGUGAUCAGUCCCAGUACAAUGAUCAGUGCCAGCACAGAGAUCAGUCCCAGCACAAUGAUCAGUCCCAGUAAAGAGAUCAGUCCCAGCACAGAGAUCAGUCCCAGCACAAUGAUCAGUCCCAGCACAGUGAUCAGUCCCAGCACAAUGAUCAGUCCCAGCACAGAAAUCAGUCCCAGCACAGAGAUCAGUCCCAGCACAGAGAUCAGUCCCAGCACAAUGAUCAGUCCCAGCACAAUGAUCAGUCCCAGCACAGAGAUCAGUCCCAGUACAACGAUCAGUCCCAGCACAGAGAUCAGUCCCAGUACAAUGAUCCAUCCCAGCACAGUGAUCAGUCCCAGUACAAUGAUCAGUCCCAGCACACAGAUCAGUCCCAGUACAACGAUCAGUCCCAGCACAGUGAUCAGUCCCAGCACAGUGAUCAGUCCCAGUACAAUGAUCAGUCCCAGCACAGUGAUCGGUCCCAGCACAGAGAUCAGUCCCAGCACAAUGAUCAGUCCCAGCACAGUGAUCGGUCCCAGUACAGUGAUCAGUCCCAGCACAAUGAUCAGUCCCAGCACAGUGAUCAGUCCCAGCACAGAGAUCAGUCCCAGCACAGUGAUCAGUCCCAGCACAAUGAUCAGUCCCAGCACAGAGAUCAGUCCCAGCACAAUGAUCAGUCCCAGCACAGAGAUCAGUCCCAGCACAAUGAUCAGUCCCAGCACAGAGAUCAGUCCCAGCACAAUGAUCAGUCCCAGCACAGAGAUCAGUCCCAGCACAAUGAUCAGUCCCAGCACAGAGAUCAGUCCCAGCACAAUGAUCAGUCCCAGCACAGUGAUCAGUCCCAGCACAGUGAUCAGUCCCAGUACAAUGAUCAGUCCCAGCACAAUGAUCAGUCCCAGUACAAUGAUCGGUCCCAGCACAAUGAUCAGUCCCAGCACAAUGAUCAGUCCCAGUACAAUGAUCAGUCCCAGCACAAUGAUCAGUCCCAGUACAAUGAUCGGUCCCAGCACAGUGAUCAGUCCCAGUACAAUGAUCAGUCCCAGCACAGAGAUCAGUCCCAGCACAGUGAUCAGUCCCAGCACAGAGAUUAGUCCCAGCACAGUGAUCAGUCCCAGCACAGUGAUCAGUCCCAGCACAGUGAUCAGUCCCAGCACAGAGAUCAGUCCCAGCACAGAGAUCAGUCCCAGCACAGGGAGGAUGAGCUCAUCGUGCAGCAACUAUUUAGAUUUAUCUGAGCCCCUGUGUGUAUUUCCCGUGAUGACAGAGCGCUCCGCGGCGCUUCGAAGGAGAAACGAAAAUGUUUGCCUUCCAGUCGCAUACAGGGGGUAUUGCCUGGGCUCUGCCCUUUCACGAGGGUGAUGCUAGGGGUAUUUCUCUCUCAGAAGUUUGUGUAGGUUUGGAACUCUCUGCCUGUGAGGCAGGUGGAGUCAGGGUCAUUAAAUGUGUUUCAGGGGGAGCUGGAUAGAUUCUUGAUGGGCAGAAGAAUCAAAGAUAACCAGCAGGCAGUGGAAAUGUCAAAUUUCAACCACACGGAGAUCAGCCAGGAGCUUAGCAUGGCAGUGCAGAUUCGAUGGGCCGAAUGGUCUACUUCUGCUCCCAACUUGUUCGUGUUAGCUCAGACAUCCCAACCGUUUGGUCAAUGACAUAGGGAGUAAGGAGCACCUUAAAAUGAAGAGACUAAAAGAUUGCAGUGCAGAGCUUAGAUAGAGUAAUCAAAACGUGUGGUGCUGGAAAAGCACAGCCAGUCAGGCAGCAUCCGAGCAGCAACUCUGACUCUCUCCAACAUCUGCUGUCCUCACUUUGUCUAAGACAGAGGAAUGCAGAGCUUGGCAACCAAUGGGAAUGUAGCCAGAAAUAAAGGAUCUGUCCAAGGACUUGGGUUACG